Molecule: messenger RNA, 1230 nt
Organism: Salvia hispanica
Lineage: Eukaryota; Viridiplantae; Streptophyta; Magnoliopsida; Lamiales; Lamiaceae
Product: mRNA-decapping enzyme subunit 2-like
Biological process (GO): deadenylation-dependent decapping of nuclear-transcribed mRNA; nuclear-transcribed mRNA catabolic process, nonsense-mediated decay
Cellular component (GO): cytoplasm
Molecular function (GO): manganese ion binding; RNA binding; 5'-(N(7)-methylguanosine 5'-triphospho)-[mRNA] hydrolase activity
Source: RefSeq, a predicted model, not a curated record
UGAUGAAGGAAGAAUGUCGAGCAUGAAUCGAUAUGCAAUUCCUCCGCCUAAGUAUGCCCUUCCUCCUCAAGAGCUCCUCGACGAUCUUUGCAGUCGUUUUGUUCUAAAUGUGCCUAAGGAGGACCAACAAUCGUUCGAGAGGAUUUUGUUUCUCGUGGAGUAUGCACAUUGGUUUUAUGAAGACAACUCGGUUGAAAAUAAUCCAUCUCUCAAGUCAUUAACUUUGAAGGAAUUUACUUCUUUAUUAUUCAACAACUGUAAUGUCUUAAAGCCAUAUGUUGCUCAUAUAGACGAUAUAUUUAAGGACUUCACUUCAUAUAAAGUCAGAGUUCCUGUUACGGGGGCCAUUAUACUGGACCAAACCUAUGAGAGGUGUCUACUAGUGAAGGGAUGGAAAGGGACAAGUUGGAGCUUUCCCCGUGGUAAAAAGAACAAAGAUGAAGAAGAUCACAGUUGUGCCAUUAGAGAAGUCCUUGAGGAAACAGGGUUUGACGUAUCAAAACUUCUUAACAAGGAUGCAUACAUCGAGAUGAUUUUUGGACAGCAGAGAGUGAGAUUGUACAUAGUGGCUGGGGUGAAAGAUGGCACAUUAUUUGCUCCUCUUACAAAAAAGGAGAUUAGUGAAAUAGCGUGGCAUGUGAUAAACGAGCUUCCGCAUGCAAAUGCUGACGUCAUAUCUCGUGGGAGCACUGGCCUCAAGCUCUACAUGGUUGCUCCAUUUUUAGCAUCCCUAAAGUCAUGGAUCUCAGUGCAUCCACCUCGUGUUUCGCCUCGACCAAAUAGACCCGCGAAAGGACUUACCUUGUGGAAGGCAAGAAACAGCUCGGGAGGCAGCUCAACAACCGACUACCAGAUGAGUAGAACUGUGGCUGAUGUGUACCCUUACGUGGCACGUCCUAGUCGGAGCUUUCGAAACUUCAGAUUUGAUACUGGCCCGAUUUUACAAGCAGUGGACGCUGCCUUCUCUUCUUGAACGACAAACGUGGAAGCAUCUGCAGUCAUGUUUGCUCGAGUGAUGACAACGAUAUCUCCAGUACCGCGCUACAAAGUGUUAUGAAGAAUGGAAUGAAAUAACAACAGACAACAACUACGUUUGUUGUGCUUUGUGUUGGACCAUUUUUCGUUCGUACAUAACACAUUCAUUUCCUUCAUCUUCGACUUUCCUAUGUUACUUGAACAUGGAUGAUUGGGACAAUUUACUAAAACUGAUAUAUUUAAUGAUAUUAUUGA